AUGCCCGCCGCUACUCCAAAUGGUCGCUCACGCGGAGCCAAGAAUUCACCCAACUCCUUGAUGGUGGUUCUCAAGCUAUCUGGGGAUGCCCUCCAGCAGUUCGCCAGUCCCAGCAAGAGCCAAAAUAAUACUCCCAACAUUAAAUCCAACGACAACUCUUCACCAGCCUCCUCCGCCGAGCUCCCUACUGUCCGCCCAUCUUCUGCCGAUAAUGGCUCCGACGCCGACGCCAAUUCUACGCCCGCCACAGGGGCGACUGCAGGCGAUGCACAACGUCGGAAGGGAGUUCCGGGUCCUAAGCCAGGAAACAAAAGAACAAAAGACCAAACCGACCCUACCGCAAAGUCACGGGGACGCCCUGGCCCCAAGAAGAAACCCAGACUUGACGAAGGCGAAGCCACAAAGAUUCCAGCUGCACAGCGUCUGGGACCAAAAGCCAAUACGGGAGCCAUCAACGCCGGUCUGCGCGCGCUAGAUCGCACCGGAGCCGCGUGUCGCAAAUGGGAGCGCAAGCCCCUACAGCUCCGCAGCUUCACCGGCAUUUUGUGGCAACUUCCAUCCUGGCGCACACCGGGUAUGCCCAAGUCCGGUGACGCGGUUAAUGGCAAGGUUGCAGCGCUGGAAAGUGGCGACAGCGACACAAAGACCACGCUUCAUGCCCCCGGCACCGACACGGCCAAUGGCAGCAGUGCUGUGCCUAGUGAGAAGAGCAACUCUGGGGAUGGCGAUGUCACCCCUACUUCUCAUCUAGUCGAGCCCUCCUCGCCAGCCAUUGCUAUGACAGCUUGA
Molecule: messenger RNA, 789 nt
Organism: Penicillium roqueforti
Lineage: Eukaryota; Fungi; Ascomycota; Eurotiomycetes; Eurotiales; Aspergillaceae
Exons: 2
Coding region: 1-789 (262 amino acids)
Biological process (GO): chromatin remodeling
Cellular component (GO): Ino80 complex
Source: RefSeq, a predicted model, not a curated record